AUGGCACGGGUUAAACUUAUCAGUCUGUCCCGUAUAUGGUAUACAAUUAUUGUUGUAUUAAUUCAUUUAAUUCUUGUCUAUUAUGGUAUUAAACAAUGUUAUUUUAAUGAUCGUUUAUUAUGGCCAAAAUCUUCUCCUUCACCAAAAUUUGAAUUAUUAGUACAAAAAAUAUGUCUUUUAAUAUCACUUGUACUUCUUUUUAUAUUUAUUUAUCCAUCAUUAUGUCGAAUUGGAAAUUAUUCAAAUGAUAAUCGAAAAAUAACAACAGCUGAUUUAAAAAAAUCUUAUAUAGAUAUAUUUUCUCUUUUAUGGCAACAUUGUUUUUCAUUGAGUAGUACGUUACAUUUAAUUAUGAGUUUUCUUAUUAUUAUAUCAACUGUACUUAUUCAUGCUAAACAAAUUAUGGUUGGUGUUAAAGAUUCAGCAUUACUAUGGCAUACUGAUUUUGAUUUACUCUUUAAUUGGUCAUCAUCAACAUCAAUUGCAAUGUCUAUGUCUAAACGUUUAACUACAUCAAAUAUAAAUUCAUCAUCUAUCCCAUUUUCAUUUGAUUCAUAUUCACGUUUAAGUCUUUUAAAUUUUCUAUUUGCAUCAUUUAUUUGUAUUCUACGUGAACCACAUGUAUUUUGGUCAAUAUCAAAACUUUUUUCUAUUAUUUAUUCAUUUGCUAUUGCUCUUAAUGUUUUACAAUGGUGUUUAAUGUACGGUGCAUUACAAUUAUUAUUAAAAAAUCUUUGUUAUAAUACAAUUGAAUCACGAAAUAAUAUCGGUUAUCUAUUAUCAAAUCAACCAUAUACAACAUUUUUUCUUUAUUUACUUCUUGAAUUUCUUAUUUAUAUAUCAUCAAUAACAUUCUAUUAUUAUGCAUAUAAUCGUUUUAAAUCAUCAUCAAAUUAUGAACGUUGUUCAAAUUAUUGUCCAAGUUUAAUUGGAAUUAUUAUUUUAUUAUUAUAUACAGCAUGUAAAAUGCCACUUGUACAUGAUAUAUUUCUACUUUAUAUACAAACACGUUUACGUCUUUUAUUUAUAACAUUUAUCUAUGAAAUCAUACAUAUUUUAUUAAUACUUGCUCUAUGGAUCUAUUUAACAACAAAAUUAAAUUGGAAUAUUAAUUCACAGGAAAAUUCUUCAUCAAGAUUUUAUCAUGGUUUAAAAGUUCAAAAUAAUCCAAUGCAAACAAUAUCAUUACCAGAAUUAAAUAAAGAUAAAUCUUAUGAAAAAGUUCGUAUAUUUCAAUCAGAAAUUUAUUAUCAUAAUCGUCCAAAAAAUUGGAGUUUACCAUUAAAUCAACAAUCAUCAAUAAUGGCAACGUUUGAUAAUGAUGAUGAUAUUAUUACGCGUUCACCAUCAUAUCCAAUAACUCAAAAUAAUAAUAAUAAUGAAAUACAAUAUCGAAAUGCAAUAAGAAAAACUCUUUCAAGUAUAAAUAAUUCUCAUCCACAACCAAAAGCAGUUUUUCUAAGAAGUAAUACACCACCUAUACCGCCUGUUAAAAAAUUUACAAAAGAACAAGUAGAUGCAGCUAGAUUACGUGCACAACAAAUGAUUUAUCAACAACAAAGAGCAUUAGAUUAUACACAACAACAACAACGACAUUCAGCUGCGCUACUUAUUAGUCAAGUUUGA
Messenger RNA from Adineta steineri, 1626 nucleotides. The record is from the annotation of a GenBank genome assembly. Lineage: Eukaryota; Metazoa; Rotifera; Eurotatoria; Adinetida; Adinetidae.